ACAUGCCCAUGUUCUUCUUCCUGCUCCACCUGGCCCUCAGUGACCUGGGCUCCAUCUGCACCACUGUCCCCAAAGCCAUGCACAAUUCCCUCUGCGACACCAGGAACAUCUCCUACACAGGAUGUGCAGUCGAACUAUUUUUUUUUGUCUUUUUCAUUUCAGCAGAGUUUUCCCUUCUGACCAUCAUGUGCUACAACCGCUACGUGUCCAUCUGCAAACCCCUGCACUACGGGACCCUCCUGGGCAGCAGAGCUUGUGCCCACAUGGCAGCAGCUGCCUGGGCCAGUGCCUUUCUCAAUGCUCUCAUGCACACAGCCAAUACAUUUUCCCUACCCCUGUGCCAUGGCAAUGUCCUGGGCCAGUUCUUCUGUGAAAUCCCACAGAUCCUCAAGCUCUCCUGCUUCAAUUCUUACCUCAGGAAACUUGGACUUCUUGUGUUUUCCAUAUGUUUAGCACUUGGUUGUUUUGUGUUCAUUGUUUUCUCUUAUGUGCAGAUCUUCAGAGCCGUGCUGAGGAUCCCCUCUGAGCAGGGACAGCACAAAGCCUUUUCCACCUGCCUCCCUCACCUGGCCGUGGUCUCUCUGUUUAUCAGCACUGCUCUAUUUUCUGACCUGAAGCCCCCCUCGAUCUCCUCCCCAUCCCUGGAUCUGUCCCUGUCAGUUCUAUACUCAGUGGUGCCUCCAGCUCUGAACCCCCUCAUCUACAGCCUGAGGAACCAGGAGCUCAAGGCUGCAGUGUGGAGACUGACGACUGGAUGCUUUCAGGGACAUUAAACUGCUGGCCAAUUUCAUCAAAUCAAUUGUAAUAAAAGUAAUUUUUAAUACUUCUUUUUGGUUUUAUUUUAGACAUUAUUUUACUUUGUUUUACUUUUUUAA
Molecule: messenger RNA, 875 nt
Organism: Passer domesticus (house sparrow)
Lineage: Eukaryota; Metazoa; Chordata; Aves; Passeriformes; Passeridae
Product: olfactory receptor 14J1-like
Exons: 1
Coding region: 3-773 (256 amino acids)
Biological process (GO): G protein-coupled receptor signaling pathway
Cellular component (GO): membrane
Molecular function (GO): G protein-coupled receptor activity; olfactory receptor activity; odorant binding
Source: RefSeq, a predicted model, not a curated record